GUCAUCGCCUCUCGAUUACAAACUCCAAGGGCUGCUAGAUAAAAGAGCAGACACAUGGUAUAUAGGACCAGAUACACAUACGUACUCUGCCUUUCUCUCGCAGAGCGCACUGCAGCAUAUAUAAUCGCCCCGGCACAAUGACCCAAGAAGUAUCCGUGCUCGGCCCCGUCGACCCUGCAUCUGUCCAAGAUGAAGGACAAGAAAAGGCCGCGCCUUGGAUAGUGCGGAAGCUAGUUGGGUCGAUGACUGGGCGGAUUGUGAUGUCCUCUUGGGAGACCCUAAGAGCCUCUGGGACAAAUAUCGUCUGUCUGUCUCCGUGGGGAGACUCUUCGCCGCUGCUCCUGCCAUGUAUACGCUUCCGCGACCUCGCUGUACACAGCAUUAUUGCAGCCACCGGCGGCAUGGCCGCCGUCGCAGCACCGGUGAUGGGUCCUGUGUCCGACGCGAUAAUGGAUACGGCUGGCGACGGCAUCUUCGUCGAGAUCGGGAUGCAUGCCAGUUCCGAACUUACAACAGAGCUUGCGGACCACCUUGGAAUUGAAAAGCCCUUCGACUUCAUUUUACCCAUACACUCGGACAAGCUGCAGACGACGGGAAUCAAAGAGCUCCUCAUCACGUUAAAGUACAAGCACAUUCAUGAGGAUGCACUGCUAGGGUUCUAUCGUGGAAGCUUACACAGGGAUUCCUCGCUCUUUUCUAGUGUCAUGGGCUACUUAUCUACGCAGAAGGGCUGGUUCUCGCCUUACUUAUUUGCAAGCGGACGAAGACCUAUCAUACCCCGGUCAAUGAAACCUGACGUGGUUUUUUGUCAUGGUCCUUUCCUUCCAGGCGACUACCAGGUUGGACAGGCUUUACUUGCUGAAUCUGCUCUCGUGAUCAGCUUGGCUCCUGCUCCUCCUGCGACCCCUUCAGGGACACCCAAAUCAUCAUACUCGUCACUUUCGAUCCCCAACUUUAAAGACCUCAGCCUCUCGAACAUGUUCUCCCGCUCGCGGACGCCCUCCCCUGUACCCUCUCUCACGCCUCUCCCUUCGACAUUAAAGCCUCGCCGGAUGGUCGUCCUUCUGGUCGGACUUAAGCCACACCGUGCCGGAAUCUGGACGAGCAGCCAGCGCCCGUCAGAGAGCGUCAUCUAUUACCAGCUGCUCAACGGUUGUCCGACGAUCGUCAUUCCUGUCAAACUCGGCGCGCCGCUUCUCGGGUGGGAUACGCUCACCUUGGACCGUCUGUGGAAGGUCACCCUGCCGAAGGACGGCGAGGCGCUCGACGGCACGACGGGCUUUAGUGGAAUCGUGAAGACGAUAUUCGAGUACUUGGAUCUCUGUGUGGACUGGGGUAGGGUCGUUCUGUCCACACAGCAGAACGAAUUGGACGUGUCUGUCGCCGCGAGCGACACCGAGACCGAUGUGGAUUUGAAGAAGAUCGCUUUGAAAGAUGCGCUUUCCCUGCUUGUCGCGGGCGCGGUGAGGAGUGGAGAAAGCGAGGAGGUGAAGAAGAAGGUAGAUAAGGACAGAAGCGGGAUUGCUAUGUGGAGGAUCCCAUGAGUAUCGUCCGAGGGUAGACAGAACUGUAACAAGGUGUAUUACGCCUCCGAGUGCGCCGGCUUCUCUCCGGCCGUCACUCUCCAUGUGACCGUG
This is a messenger RNA of Phanerochaete carnosa HHB-10118-sp, 1637 nucleotides long. RefSeq lists its product as uncharacterized. The transcript is spliced from 6 exons. NCBI's taxonomy places the organism in Eukaryota, Fungi, Basidiomycota, Agaricomycetes, Polyporales, Phanerochaetaceae. The record is from RefSeq and is a predicted model, not a curated record. Bases 138 to 1544 code for a protein of 468 amino acids.